UCCGCCAGUGUCCCGCUCGUGCGCCCCUGCCCUGGGCACCAUGGACACUUCCAGGGUCGGCGUGCUACUGUCCUUGCCCAUUCUGCUGCAGCUGGCGGCCGGGGGCGGCUCGCUGAGGCCCGGCACACCGCCACGCGGGUGCCCCACGCACUGUCAGUGCGAGCCCGACGGCAGGAUGCUGCUCAGGGUAGACUGCUCCGACGUGGGGCUCUCCGAGCUGCCCUCCAACCUCAGCGUCUUCACCUCCUACUUGGACCUCAGUAUGAACAACAUCAGUCAGCUGCCCCUGAAUCCCCUGCACAGUCUCCGCUUCCUAGAGGAGUUACGUCUUGCCGGAAACUCUUUGACAUACAUUCCCAAAGGAGCCUUUGCUGGUCUUUACAGUCUUAAAGUUCUUAUGCUGCAAAAUAAUCAGCUAAGACAAGUACCCAUGGAAGCACUACAGAAUUUGCGAAACCUUCAGUCCCUGCGUCUGGAUGCCAACCACAUCAGCUAUGUGCCCCCCAGCUGUUUCAAUGGCCUGCACUCCCUGAGACACCUGUGGCUGGAUGACAAUGCUUUGACAGAAAUCCCUGUCCAGGCUUUCAGAAGUUUAUCAGCCUUGCAGGCCAUGACCUUGGCUCUAAACAAAAUACACCACAUACCAGACUAUGCCUUUGGAAACCUCUCCAGCUUAGUAGUUCUGCAUCUCCAUAACAAUAGAAUCCACUCCCUGGGAAAGCAAUGCUUUGAUGGGCUCCACAGCCUAGAGACUUUAGAUUUAAAUUAUAAUAACCUUGAUGAAUUCCCCACUGCAAUCAGGACACUCUCCAACCUUAAAGAAUUAGGAUUUCAUAGCAACAAUAUCAAGUCGAUACCUGAGAAAGCAUUUGUAGGCAACCCUUCUCUUAUUACAAUACAUUUCUAUGACAACCCCAUCCAGCUUGUUGGAAGAUCAGCUUUUCAACAUUUACCUGAACUAAGAACAUUGACUUUGAAUGGUGCCUCACAGAUAACUGAAUUUCCUGAUCUGACUGGAACUGCCAGUCUGGAGAGUCUGACUUUAACUGGAGCACAGAUCUCAUCACUUCCCAAAACUGUCUGCAAUCAGUUACCUAAUCUCCAACUGCUAGAUCUGUCUUACAACCAUCUAGAAGAUUUACCCAGUUUUUCAGUCUGCCAAAAACUUCAAAAAAUUGACAUCCGGCAUAAUGAAAUCUAUGAAAUUAAAGUUGACUCUUUCCAGCAGUUGCUUAGCCUCCGAAUUCUAAAUUUAGCUUGGAACAAAAUUGCUACUAUUCACCCCAAUGCAUUUUCUACUUUGCCAUCUCUAAUAAAACUGGACCUAUCGUCCAACCGCCUGUCGUCUUUUCCUGUAACUGGGUUACAUGGUUUAACUCACUUAAAAUUAACAGGAAAUCAUGCCUUACAGAGCUUGAUAUCAUCUGAAAACUUUCCAGAACUCAAGGUUAUAGAAAUGCCUUAUGCUUACCAGUGCUGUGCAUUUCGAAUAUGUGAGAAUGUCUAUAAAAUUUCUAAUCAAUGGAACAAAGGUGACAACAGUACUAUAGACGACCUUCAUAAGAAAGAUGCUGGACUGUUUCAUGUGCCAGAUGAGCGUGACCUUGAAGACUUCUUGUUUGACUUUGAGGAAGACUUGAAAGCCCUUCAUUCAGCACAGUGUUCACCUUCCCCAGGUGCCUUCAAGCCCUGUGAACAUCUAUUUGGUAGCUGGCUAAUCCGAAUUGGAGUAUGGACCAUAGCAGUUUUGGGACUUACUUGCAAUGCCUUGGUGACUUCAACUGUGUUCCGAUCCCCUCUUUAUAUUUCCUCCAUAAAACUGCUAAUUGGGUUGAUAGCAGUGGUGAACAUGCUCAUGGGGGUCUCCAGUGCUGUGCUGGCUGGCGUGGAUGCAUUCACUUUUGGCAGCUUUGCACGAUAUGGUGCCUGGUGGGAGAAGGGGGUCGGUUGCCAUGUCAUUGGUUUUCUGUCCAUUUUUGCUUCAGAGUCGUCAGUUUUCCUGCUUACUCUGGCAGCCCUGGAGCGUGGCUUCUCUGUGAAAUGUUCUGCAAAAUUUGAAACAAAAACUCCCUUUUCUAGUCUGAAAGCACUCAUUUUGCUUUGCACACUGCUGGCCUUGACCAUUGCCACUGUGCCCCUGCUGGGCAGCAGUGAGUACAGUGCCUCCCCACUCUGCCUGCCACUGCCCUUUGGGGAGCCCAGUACCACUGGCUACAUGGUCGCUCUGGUCUUACUCAACUCCCUUUGCUUCCUCAUGAUGACUAUUGUCUACACCAAGCUCUACUGCAAUUUGGAAAAGGGAGACCUGGAGAAUAUUUGGGACUGUUCAAUGGUGAAGCACAUUGCUCUGUUGCUCUUCACCAACUGUAUCCUUUACUGCCCUGUGGCCUUUUUGUCCUUCUCCUCUUUACUAAACCUCACAUUUAUCAGUCCUGAAGUAAUUAAGUUUAUCCUUCUGGUGAUUAUCCCACUUCCCGCAUGUCUCAAUCCCCUUCUCUAUAUCCUCUUCAAUCCUCAUUUUAAGGAAGAUCUGGGGAACCUAGGAAAGAAAACCCACUUCUGGACAAGAUCCAAACACCCAAGCCUCAUGUCUAUUAACUCGGAUGACGUUGAGAAACAGUCCUGUGAUUCAACCCAAGCCUUGGUAACCUUUACCAGUGCCAGCAUAGCCUAUGACCUGCCUUCCAAUUCCGUGUCAUCACCAGCUUACCCAAUGACUGAAAGCUGUCAUCUUUCAUCAGUGGCAUUUGUCCCAUGUCUCUAAUUAAUAAAGAAAAGGUUUUACCCUAAAAAUGUGAGAUUGAAUACAUUAGGAGCAGUAGCUAAGAAGAACUGAGUUUAAACU
Orycteropus afer afer is the source of this 2845-nucleotide messenger RNA. RefSeq names its product leucine rich repeat containing G protein-coupled receptor 5 (gene LGR5). NCBI's taxonomy places the organism in Eukaryota, Metazoa, Chordata, Mammalia, Tubulidentata, Orycteropodidae. Gene Ontology annotation, biological process: G protein-coupled receptor signaling pathway. Gene Ontology annotation, molecular function: protein binding; G protein-coupled receptor activity; protein-hormone receptor activity. The record is from RefSeq and is a predicted model, not a curated record. Gene Ontology annotation, cellular component: membrane.